Candida albicans SC5314 is the source of this 1404-nucleotide messenger RNA. RefSeq names its product Try6p (gene TRY6). Gene Ontology annotation, molecular function: protein dimerization activity. Bases 1 to 1404 code for a protein of 467 amino acids. The record is from RefSeq and is a predicted model, not a curated record. The transcript has a single exon. Lineage: Eukaryota; Fungi; Ascomycota; Pichiomycetes; Serinales; Debaryomycetaceae.
AUGAGUUUACCUUCACCACCAGUUUUGAAAACUACUAUUAUACAACUAAACAAAGAGUUGGAUCCCGAAGAUGAUAACAACAACUACGAAAUAUUAACCAAUGAUUAUAAUAAUUAUGGCAGCUCGAACACAUCGGAUGCCGGAUCAAUUCCUACGUCCCCCAUAAUAGAGGUUUCCGGCACCACCAAAAGCGGAUCAGGUCUACCAAAUAAGAAAAAAAGACGAAGAUCAACUGCAAAUAUCGAUUCUGAAGAAUUAGCAAAACGUAAAAAUGAAACUAAACAAUUACAUUCAAUUAUUGAGAAAAGACGAAGAAUAAAAAUCAAUCGUGAAUUUGAAGCUUUAAAAUAUUUGAUCCCGGCCUGUCGAAACUGUAAUACUGGUUCCAGUGGUGGUUCUGCCACACCAACUUCGUCAACUAAAAAGGCUUCAACAAACAGUAAUAACAAUGGCAAUAAGAUUGAUGGAAUGUAUAAACUCACAAUUCUCAAAUCUUCCGUUGAAUAUAUUUUAUAUUUGCACCACAUUAUACAAAAGCAACACCAAUUAUUGUCACUGAUUAGUGCAAAAGACACUAAUGGAGGAAUACUUGCUGAAAAAUUGAAGGCAUUCGAGGAUUUUGAUAUUGACUUUGCAAAAGUUCCAUUGAACGUUAACCAGUAUCGAAAUAUUGAUAAAGAUUUUAAUUUCAAAGAUUUAAUGCAAGACCUAGAUGGUAGAUCAGUGAAUACAGAAUCACCAGAAACAAUAAUAGAAGAGAAUGAACCUGUUUCUGAGACCAGUUCUACUAACAAUACUACCACGUUGCAUUAUUCUAAUUCUUCUGUAUUACCUUCCAGAACAUCAAGUAUUGUUUCUAGUCGUCAAUCACUGCUGUUACCAACACCUGAGUUGACUCCAAUACUAUCAAUAUUGAACAAGUAUUCCACCAGCAAUAAUCAAUUAAAUAAUAGAAAAAAUUCCAAUCCAAUCUCACCACAAACUGUUUGUAUCAAAUCUCAAAACCCAUCACCAUUUACCAUGCCAAUGAAAUCUUCAUUAUCAACCAGUAUCGUUAAUUCACCUUCAUCGUCUUCCUCCUUAAGUGGUAGCAAAAGUUAUAUGGCUGGCAAUAAUGCGGUAAAUACAGUAAAGUUUUCAUUACCAGAUCCUGUAGUCAAUCCAAACUCAACUUUAAAUGAUAACAUACCUAGAAAGGGACUCAUAAGUGGAAUACCAGAAGAAGAGGAAGAGGAAAAGAUAAAUAAAGGUCUGGCAAACACAGAAACUGUGAAUUCAGGUAGUGCAAGCAGCGACGAAAACAAUGAUAAUGAUAGAGGAGUAUUGCUCAAAUUAACUGAUCAAGACGUUUCCAAAACUUUACUUGCUUUGAGGAAAUCAAGUAUAGAUAGCCUUUUGAAUUAA